CAGCAGGACUGAGCGGAGACCAGCGGCAACAUGAAACUGAUCUGAGAGUCAAACAUCUCACCUGAACGUCAGCAUGUCAGCUCCUCAUCGUGGUCUUUCCAGGGACUUGAUGAACACAGAGUGAAAAUUAAGUGAAAUAAGGUCUUACAUAAGGUCAAAGAUGAGCUCACUUCAAGAAGUCCUCCUGGGAAUUCUGGAGGAUUUGAGACAUGAAGACUUUGAAAAGUUCAAGUGGUAUUUGUGGCAAGAUGGAGUCCUUGAAGAGUUCAAACCAAUCCCAAUGAGUAAACUGGAGACAUUGGACAGGACAGGCACAGUGGAUCAGAUGCGCCAGGCCUACAGCAAUCAAAUUCUUGAUGUCACAGAAAUGGUUUUAGAGAGAAUGAAAAUGAUGGGCAUAUGGGAGAAACACUCCAAAAAAAUCUCAGAACCUGGAGGGAAAGAUGGCUCUCAAAAGGUUUGUUUGUCAGCAACAUCUAAGAGGUGUCACGAGAAACUCAAGUCCAACCUGAAGAGGAGGUUCCAGUGUGUGUUUGAGGGAGUCGCGAUACAAGGAAGGCCGACCCUCCUGAACCAGAUCUACACAGAGCUCCACAUCACAGAGGGAGGGACUGCAGAGGUCAAUGAGGAACAUGAGGUCAGACAGAUUGAAGCAGCAUCCAGGACAGCAGACAGAGCAGAAACAAGCAUCAGACCAGGAGACAUGUUUAAAGGCCCACCUGGAAGAUCUCAACCAAUCAGAACAGUGCUGACAAAGGGAGUGGCUGGCAUUGGGAAAACAGUCCUGACACAGAAGUUCACUCUGGACUGGGCUGAAGACAAAGACAACCAGGACGUCCACUUCAUAUUUCCAUUCACCUUCAGAGAGCUGAAUGUAGUGAAGGAGGAGAAGUUCAGCUUGGUGGGACUUGUUCAUCACUUCUUCAAUGAAGCUAAAAAGGCAGGAAUCUGCUGCUUUGAAGAAUUCCAGGUGAUCUUCAUCUUUGAUGGUCUGGAUGAGUGUCGACUCCCUCUGAAUUUCUACUGCGCCGACUUCCUGACUGAUGUCACCGUGUCCACCUCAGUGGAUGUUCUGCUGAUAAACCUCAUCAGGGGGAGACUGCUUCCCUCUGCUCGCCUCUGGAUCACCACACGACCUGCAGCAGCCAAUCAGAUCCCUGCUGACUGUGUGGACAUGGUGACAGAGGUCCGAGGGUUCACUGACCCCCAGAAGGAGGAGUACUUCAGGAAGAGGUUCAGAGAGGAGGAGCAGGCCAGCAGGAUCAUCUCCCACAUCAAGACCUCCCGAAGCCUCCACAUCAUGUGCCACAUCCCGGUCUUCUGCUGGAUCACUGCUGAAGUUCUGGAGGAGGAGCUGAAGAGCAGAGAGGGAGGAGAGCUGCCCAAGACCCUGACUGAGGUGUACAUCCGCCACCUGGUGGCCCAGGCUGAAAGGAACAAGGUCAAAUAUGACGACAAGCCUGCCUUACAUGAAACCUGGAGUCCAGAGAGCAAGAAGAUGACAGAGUCUCUGGGGAGACUGGCUUUUGAUCAGCUGGAGGAAGGGAACCUCAUCUUCUAUGAACGUGACCUCAUCAAGUGUGGCAUUAACCUCGAGGUAGCCUUAAAGUACUCAGGGAUGUUCACACAGAUCUUUCAAAAGCAGAAAGGCCUCCAGAAGUCUUUGUUCUGCUUCAUCCAUCUGAGCCUUCAGGAGUUUCUGGCUGCUCUUCAUGUCCAUCAGACCUUCAUCAACUCUGGAAUCAACCUGAUGAAAAAGGUACCAGUGUUCAGGUGGCCACCACUGUUUAAGAAACCUAAACUCCACCGUCUCCAUCAGAGAGCUGUGGACGAGGCCUUGAAGAGUCCAAAUGGACACCUGGACUUGUUCCUCCGCUUCCUCCUGGGUCUUUCUCUGGAGACCAAUCAGAGUCUCCUUCAAGGUCUGCUGACACAGACAGGAAGUAGCUCACAGUCCAAUCAGGAAACAGUCCAGUACAUCAAGGAGAAGCUGAGUGAGAGUCUGUCUGCAGAGAGAAGCAUCAAUCUGCUCCACUGUCUGAAUGAACUAAAUGAUGUUUCUCUGGUGGAGGAGAUCCAACGGUAUCUGAGAUCAGGACGUCUCUCCACAGAUAAACUGUCUCCUGCUCAGUGGUCAGCUCUGGUCUUCAUCUUACUGUCAUCAGAAGAAGAUCUGAAGGAGUUUGACCUGAAAAAAUACUAUGCUUCAGAGGAGGCUCUUCUGAACCUGCUGCCAGUGGUCAAAGCCUCCAACAAAGCUCUGUACGUAUUCCAUCAAUAAAUAUGGAGAAGUGGAUGAGUUCAAUAUUAUUGUACAGAGGUAUGAAAAAGUAUCUGAAUCUUUUGGAAUUCCUCAUAUUUCUGCAUAAAAUUACCAUCAAAUGUGAUCUUUGUCAAAAUCACACAGAUGAAAAAACGUCUGCUUUAACUAAAACCACCCAAACAUUUAUAGGUUUUCAUAUUUUAAUGGGGAUAGCAUGCAAACAAUGACAGAAGGGGAGGAAUAAAUAACUGAACCCUCUGCCUAAGGAGACUUAAAGAGCAAAUGAAACCAAUUUUUACCAAGCAAUUUAAGUCAGGUGUGUGCCCAAUCACUGAUGAGUGGCUUAAAGCUGCCCUGCCCACUAUAAAACACACACCUGGUAAGAAUUGUCUUGAUGAGAAGCAUUGUGUGAUGUGCACCAUGGCUUGCUCAAAAGAGCUGUCUGAAGACCGCAAUAAAAACAAUUGUUGAUUUGUAUAAAGCUGGGAAAGGACACAAAACCCUCUCCAAAAGUUUGGAUGUUCAUCAAUCAACAGUCAGAGAAGUCGUCUGCAAAUGGAGAGAGUUUGGCUCUGUUGCUUCUCUCCCAAGGAGUGGCCGUCCACCAAAGAUGACGCCAAGAGUUCAGCGCAGAAUACUCAGAGAGGUAAAAAAGAACCCAAGAGUGUCU
Salarias fasciatus (jewelled blenny) is the source of this 2933-nucleotide messenger RNA. RefSeq names its product protein NLRC3-like. The transcript is spliced from 3 exons. The coding region runs from base 161 to 2281 and encodes 706 amino acids. NCBI's taxonomy places the organism in Eukaryota, Metazoa, Chordata, Actinopteri, Blenniiformes, Blenniidae. The record is from RefSeq and is a predicted model, not a curated record.